This is a messenger RNA of Salvia hispanica, 1374 nucleotides long. NCBI's taxonomy places the organism in Eukaryota, Viridiplantae, Streptophyta, Magnoliopsida, Lamiales, Lamiaceae. The record is from RefSeq and is a predicted model, not a curated record.
AUGCGAAACUUGGGAUUGUGUGGACUUCCGUUGACAAGAAAAUGCAAAGAUGAUGAUGGGCAAUUGAUGCAGUCUGCAGAAGAAGAGGGUGAUGAUGAAUAUGAAUUCAUAGAUGGAUAUGGUUGGCGAAGUGUGGUGAUGGGAUAUGGAAGUGGAUUCGUAGUUGGGAUUGGAAUUGGAUACAUGAUUAUAAGGAGUGGAAGGCCAUCAUGCCUUGCUGCUACUCAUCAAAUCAAUAGUGAUGAGUUUGCACUUCUUGCUUUUAAAUCCCUCAUCACUUCAGAUCCUUCCAAUAUUUUGAAAAACAAUUGGACCGCCGGAACCUCUGUUUGUACAUGGUUCGGAGUUACUUGUGAUUCACCUCAUAAUAGGGUGACUCAUUUUGGAAACUCUCUUCAUGGUUACCUGCCAAAGGAGGUUUGCAGCUACAACAACCUUCCAAGACUCAAAGAACUUCAGCUAUCCAAUAAUACUUUGGAGGGAGAGAUACCACUGAGUUUGGGUGAAUGUCCUCAACUUGAGAUUCUUGCCUUGUCAUACAACAACUUUGUGGGACAUGUGCCUACACAAAUUGGGAACAUCACAAGCCUUAAGAGAUUACGCAUUUAUGACAACAAUCUAACAGGCUCUCUACCUCAAAGAUAUUUCAACAAUUUCAUAGCAAUGAUUCAGCCAGUAGAAAUUGAAUAUGAUUACUUUCUAGAUGACUUGGAGAUAAGGCUCAUCUUGAAAGGUCAGGAUCAGUUAAUUAAGAGACUUUUGGAAACAUUCACAAUAAUUGACUUAUCCUCCAAUAGAUUUACUGGACCUAUUCCACCUUCCAUAGGAAAUCUCAAGAUUCUCAAAUACUUGAACUUGUCCCACAAUACCCUCAUGGGACGUAUACCAUCAUCUCUUGGUAACUUAAGUGAAAUCGAAUCGUUGGACUUGUCAACAAACAAAUUGGAUGGUGAAAUUCCAAGUGAACUGACAAUGUUAACAUUUCUUGCAAAAGUAAACCUUUCAACGAACAAUCUUGUCGGACAAAUACCACAAUCAAAUCAAUUCUCCACAUUUGAGAAUGAUUCAUACAUGGGAAACUUGGGGUUGUGUGGACUUCCAUUGACGAGAAAAUGCAAAGAUGAUGAUGAUGGGCAAUUAAUGCAGUUUGCAGAAGAAGAGGGAGAUGAUGAAUAUGAAUUCAUAGAUGGAUUUGGUUGGCGACGUGUUGUGAUGGGAUAUGGAAGUGGAGUCAUAGUUGGCAUAUGGAAGGCCAACAUGGUUUGUGGAAUUCUUUUUGGGGUUGGUUAUAAAUAUAAGUCGAAGAAGAGACGCAACAAAGCUGCACCAAUAUGUAGGGGGUACUUGAUUCAAAGCCAUAAGAGAAUUGUGUGA